Chlorella variabilis is the source of this 975-nucleotide messenger RNA. RefSeq lists its product as hypothetical. The transcript is spliced from 6 exons. Bases 1 to 975 code for a protein of 324 amino acids. The record is from RefSeq and is a predicted model, not a curated record. NCBI's taxonomy places the organism in Eukaryota, Viridiplantae, Chlorophyta, Trebouxiophyceae, Chlorellales, Chlorellaceae. Gene Ontology annotation, cellular component: SNARE complex; endomembrane system; Golgi membrane. Gene Ontology annotation, biological process: intracellular protein transport; endoplasmic reticulum to Golgi vesicle-mediated transport; vesicle fusion. Gene Ontology annotation, molecular function: SNARE binding; SNAP receptor activity.
AUGCUGAGCAGUGCGGCCAGCAGCGUGCGGGACCGCACGCCAGAGUUCCAGCAGAUUGUGGCACGGCUGCAGCAGCAGCAGGGCCUGCCCAGCUCCAGCGGCCAGGGUGCCGCGGCAGCCGCCCUGGCCGGCCCGAGCAGCGGGCCGCAGUCGGAGUUUGCGCGGCGGGCGGGCAAGAUUGGCAUGGGCAUCCACAGCACCAGCCAGAAGCUGCAGAAGCUGGCGCAGCUGGCGCGGCGCACCUCCAUGUUUGACGACCCGGCCGAGGAAAUCAACGAGCUGUCCACGGUGGUCAAGCAGGACAUACAGGCCCUCAACCAGGCCAUCUCCGACCUGCAGACCUUCUCGGGGGGCGGCCCCAACAAGCAGUCGUCGGACCACAGCCACACCGUGGUGGACAGCCUGCGCAGCCGGCUCAAGGACGCCACGCAGGAGUUCAGGGAUGUGCUGACCACGCGCACAGACAGCCUCAAGGCGCACCGCGAGCGCAAGUCCAUGUUCUCAGCGGCGCCGGAGGCCGGCGCCAGCAGCAGGCAGCCGCUGUUCAGCCAACCAGGUGCGUGCGGCCGGCAUGCCCUCAUCUUCCCCCUCCCGCGCCGCACCGCCCGCGGCGGCGAGGGCGAGUCGGCGCCGCUGCUGGGCGGCGGCGGCGGGGGCCAGCAGCAGCAGCAGGCGCUGAUGGUCCCGCAGCAGGACCAGUACCUGGCCAGCCGCAACGAGGCGCUGCACCAGGUGGAGUCGACCAUCGUGGAGCUGGGGGGCAUCUUCCAGCAGCUGGCGCACAUGGUGCAUGAGCAGGGGGAGAUGGCGAUGCGGAUUGACGAGAAUGUGGACGACACGCUGGGCAACGUGGAUGCGGGGCAGGCGCAGUUGCUCAAGUACCUCAACGCCAUCUCGGGCAACCGCCUGCUGGCCAUGAAAGUGCUGGGCGUGCUGUUCCUCUUCCUCAUGUUCUUCAUCGUCUUCAUUGCGUGA